Molecule: messenger RNA, 4643 nt
Organism: Liolophura sinensis
Lineage: Eukaryota; Metazoa; Mollusca; Polyplacophora; Chitonida; Chitonidae
Product: ubiquitin-conjugating enzyme E2 25-like
Exons: 9
Coding region: 68-1102 (344 amino acids)
Source: RefSeq, a predicted model, not a curated record
CAGCCGCGUUACUAGUUCAGUGUACCUGAUAUAGUGUUUUGUGUGACUUUAUACAUGCCAUAUAGUCAUGGCAGCUGCACCGGAUUUUAGUUCGAUUAAAUCAGCUUGUGAGAAAUGGCUAGCGUCACAGAAAUCGAGUCUUCAGCUAUUGACAGCUGACAAUGUGGAAAGACGACUGGAUUUCAUUCUCCCUUCCAACGCGGAAGUUUCAUUCUAUUUGGUCUGUUCCGAAGAUCAAAAGACUCAACAAUGGAGGGUUUGGAGUGAGCAGAGUGAGCUUAUCCCAGUACUACUGACGAUCCAGGACAGCUUGGGGAGCUGCAAGCAGAGGAGUGUGGAGGAGGUCUUACAGCUGGUCAUGGCAUCUCUCAAACACGUUUUGGGCACCGAGGCUGUGGGGCAAGAGGACAUAGAGGACAAGGAUGAAGGACUAGAGGAUGAUGAUGAUGCUGAUGAUGAUGCUGAUGGUGAUGAUGAUGAUGAUGAUGUGGAUAUCUACUACCCAGAUGAAGAUACUGAUGCCUUAAGGGACUCGCAGCUUUCACAAUCAUUAGAAGAAGGCGGUCAAACUGCUGAUGAUUUCUUCACAGGAGAUGGGAGUCCGAUUGCUGUACAAAGAUUGCUCAAAGAUUUGAAAUAUCUGUCAAAAGAUGCAGCAAGUCAAUAUGGAAUUUCCGGCUCUCCAAAGAAUGAAAACCUGUUUAUUUGGGAUGUGAAGUUGACAGACAUCCCUAAAGACACACGGCUAGGUAAAGAUCUUCAUGCCUACGCUGUCAGGUAUAAUAGAGAACCUGUUGUAACCAUGGAGAUGAAGUUCCCGUCUGAUUACCCAAUGAGUCCACCAUUUGUCAGAGUGAUCAGGCCUCGCUUCAAAUUCCUCACAGGUCAUGUGACUGUGGGAGGGAGCAUUUGUAUGGAGAUGUUAACCAGGUCAGGCUGGAGGCCGACUAAUGAUAUAGAGAGUAUUUUAAUCCAGAUCCGUUGUGAGAUUUUGAGUGACCCAAACGCUUCUCUAGAUUCUAACCCUGACAGAGCCUAUGAUGAGACGGAGGCCAAAACUGCAUUUGAAAGGAUGGUGACUCGCUAUGGCUGGAAUAGGUAACCAGGGGUCAUAUAGGAGAAUCACAUACAGACUGGAAUAGGUAACGAAGAGUCAUGUAGGGGAACCACAUAGCUGUGAUACAUGUACAUAAUAGAGAGAGAAGACUACAUACACACACUGGAGGAGGUAACCACCGCUGCUGUUGGAGGAUCUUUGCCGUGGUACAUGAGGACAGUGGUGACCACACACAGACUGGAAUAGGUAACCACACACAAACUGGAAUAGGUAACCACGUACAAACUGGACUAGGUAACCACACACAGAUGUGAAUAGGUACUCAUGUACAGACUGAAAUUGGUAACCACCGCUGCUGUUGAAGGAUCAUCGCUGUGGUACAUGAGGACAGUGGUGACCACACACAGACUGGAAUAGGUAGCCACGUACAGACUGGAAAAGGUAACCACCGCUGCUGCUGGAGGAUCAUUGCUGUGGUACACGAGGACAGUGGUGACCACACACAGGCUGGAAUAGGUAACCAAAUACAAACUGGAAUAGGUAACCAUGUACAAACUGGAAUAGGUAAUCACUCACAGACUGGCAUAGGUAAUCGCACACAGACUGGAAUAGGUAACCACAUACAGACUGGGAUAGGUAACCACACAGAGACUGGAAUGGGUAACCACAUACAAACUGGAAUAGGUAAUCAAAUACAGAUGGGAAUAGGUAACCACACACAGACUGGAAUAGGUAACCACAUACAGACUGGAAUAGGUAACCACAUUCAGACUGGAAAAGGUAACCACGUACAGACUGGAUUAGGUAAUCACAUACAGACUGGAAUAGGUAACCACACACAGACUGGAAUAGGUAACCACACACAGACUGGAAUAGGUAAUCACAUACAGACUGGAAUAGGUAACCAAAUACAGACUGGAAUAGGUAACCACAAUCGUACUGGAAUAGAUAAUCACACAGAGACUAGAAUAGGUAACCACACAGAGACUGGAAUAGGUAACCACACAGAGACUGGAAUAGGUAAUCACAUACUGACUGGAAUAGGUAACCACACAGAGACUGCAAUAGGUAAUCACAUACAGACUGGAAUAGGUAACCACACAGAGACUGGAAUACGUAAUUACAUACAGACUGGAAUAGGUAACCACAUUCAGACUGGAAAAGGUAACCACGUACAGACUGGAUUAGGUAAUCACAUACAGACUGGAAUAGGUAACCACACACAGACUGGAAUAGGUAACCACACACAGACUGGAAUAGGUAACCACACGCAGACCGGAAUAGGUAACCACAGGAGCUGUAGGAGGAUCAUUGUUGUGAUACAUGAGGGCAGUGGUGACCACAGACAGUCAUCAACUGUGGACAACGACAAUUACUGAGCUUAGAUAUCAACAUUCCAAUGAAAGGUUGUACUUCAAUGUUUGCUCUUUAUGUGUGUUACAUAUAUAUUUCUAUAUUUCAAACUGAUAUUGACAUAGAAAUGAAAUACACGACAUGGUCUUGUCUUUAAUAUGUUGAGCAGACGUGAGAGGGUAACUCUUCAUGCUUCGAGUACUAAGAAGCUUAUUGAAUGAAUGUAACACAUUGUAAUGUUGGUUGCCACUGUGCAUCUUUGUAGUGACUUCAGGGAAGUUGAGGCCAAACCAUACUUUAAUGGUGGGUUACAUUAAAUUUGAAGCUUUGCUCAAAGGGUAUGCUAGUCUAGUGCCUAGUGUCUAGUAUUAAAUCAUAUUAUGUGUUUCAUGUAAAGUAUUUAAAUAAUGCUUCCAAUAAUGCUUUUGUGUAAAUAGUUCAAAAAUAAAUCUGUGCUGAAUAACGGUUACAUUUAGUUUUUUUUUUACAUAUGACUUUCUUUUUGAUCCAUCAUCAACCUUUUGGAUCCAUCAUCAACCUUUUGGAUCCAUCAUCAACCUUUUGGAGGCAACCAAAUGUAAUUCUGACUGAUACAUUUCUAAGCUGUACUUGAAUAAUUUGAUUGAGGUUAUAUAUUUAAAAUUAAACAUUGCAGUGCUCAUUUGCUGUGUUUUUACACAUCUACAUGUGGUCUUUCUAGUUAUUUCUCUGACCGUAGUCCUGUCCUAAUACACAAUCAGCUUUAUCACUGUCCUACAGACACUAACAAUAAUGAUUUAUGUGGCCUCCUCUCUUCUCAAAUAAGCAAAUUCCUGUAAACGUCUUGUAAAAAAAAAGAUCGACCUGAUCCACAAAUCUACAAGAAACUAAAACACAUUUUUGUGAAUUUAUGGCAUUGGAAUCAAAAGAAAUGUUUUCAAAACAUGUAAAUUCUUACCACCAAAACAUGUAGGAAUUCUUUUCAAGAUUCAUUUGCAUGAAAACAGCUCUGACAAUCUUGGUCCUAUCCAAUCAGUCCUGUCCAGCCUUAUCCAAUCCUAGUCCUAUCCAAUCCAAGUCCUAUCCAAUGUUUGUCCUGUCCAAUCUUAGUCCUAUCCAACCCUAGUCCUAUCCAAUCUUAUCCAAUCCUAGUCCUAUCCAAUCCAAGUCCUAUCCAAUCUUAUCCAAUCCUAGUCCUAUCCAAUCCAAGUCCUGUCCAAUCUUAGUCCUAUCAAAUCCUAGUCCUGUCCAAUCCUAGUCCUAUCCAAUCUUAUCCAGUCCUAGUCCUAUCCAAUCCAAGUCCUGUCCAAUCUUAGUCCUAUCAAAUCCUAGUCCUGUCCAAUCCUAGUCCUAUCUAAUCCUAGUCCUAUCUAAUCCUAGUCCUAUCCAAUCCAAGUCCUAUCCAAUCUUAUCCAAUCCUAGUCCUGUCCAAUCUUAGUCCUAUCCAAUCCAAGUCCUAUCCAAUCCAAGUCCUAUCCAAUCCUAGUCCUAUCCAAUCCUAGUGCUAUCCUAUCCAAGUCCUGUCCAAUCCUAGUCCUGUCCAAUCCAAGUCCUGUCCAAUCUAAGUCCUGUCCAAUCCUAGCCCUAUCCAGUAUUUCACCAACCAAUCAAUGAGCUACACUUGUAUGUGAUUGGCAGUAAAUCACAUGUAUAAAUGUUUGUGACUUUUCACCACUUAGUCACCAUUUGUACAGCAGCACAUGAUUUCGUAGGGAUACAUGUUGGCAAUAACUCAAAUGUCCUAAGCGAUGAAUUGUAUAGUAUUGUUGUAAAGUGUGUUAACUCCAUUCACAGGUAGGUGUGUCUUCGACCUCAGUAAUACAGAAUCUCUAACAUAUGUCUGCUCUGUUGGCCUGUAUGGAAAUUUGUCUUCACUCUUGUAGGUGUAUCUUCUAUACAUACUGAAUGCCCUCUAUGGCUGAAGUAGUGCAGCAGUGCAAUGACCUCUAACCAAUGUAGUCGCUGUGAGUUCAAGUCCAACUCAUGCUGCCUUCCUGUCUGGCAGGUCGUGGGAAUGUCUGCCAGUAUCCUGCAGAUGGUCGUGGGUUUCGUUUGGGUUCUGCCCAGUUUCCUCCAACCAUAAUGCUGGCCGCUGUCAUAGAAGUGAAAUAUUCUUGAGUACGGCGUUAAACAUCAAUCAAGUAAAUAAAUAAAUAAAUAUACAUACUGUACGUGUAUAUGCCUAAAAUUUACUUUGUCGUCAACUUGUAAUCUGAUGUGAAAGACAUUUGUUGUCUACUUUUGUAAAUGUGCG